Frieseomelitta varia is the source of this 826-nucleotide messenger RNA. RefSeq lists its product as uncharacterized. The transcript is spliced from 2 exons. The record is from RefSeq and is a predicted model, not a curated record. NCBI's taxonomy places the organism in Eukaryota, Metazoa, Arthropoda, Insecta, Hymenoptera, Apidae. Bases 349 to 792 code for a protein of 147 amino acids.
UCUAUACUGUCACAAGUGAAAUUUCACCCUAAUUUCUCAAUUCAUUAUUAUACAAUGUUAAAUAAAAGACAGGAAGAUUAUUGUUUACAACAAUUACGAAUAACACAAUUAUUUUUGCCUCGUAAUUUCCUCGCGUAAGCUCCGCGUCAUUUUUCAAAAAUUCGCGAAUUCAUCUCGACCAAAUGAACGUAGAAGGGGCUACUCGAGUAAUCGUUUGACACGGGACCAACUUCCGGUGAACGAUGUCAGCUUGUCUUGCUCUCGCGCGAUUCUUUUCACACGUUUCUUUCCACGGCGAAUUCUACGGCCGAUCGACCCACUGACGAAAGCAAGAACGAGAAGACCGAGAUGGCGAGGAAGUCGAUCCUCGUGUACGAUCUGUUGAAAACCGAGCAACCGCCAGAAGGUUUCACCGAGAGGGAGAUCGUAGAACAGAUCAGUACCAAGCACGACAUCAUGGCUGGCAAGACUCUUCGGAAGCAGGUGUCCGUGGCGCUUCGUCGUGGCGUCGAUUUUGGCAUCAUCGCCAAGAAAAACAACAAAUUUAGAUUCGAUCCGGACAGUGCAAAGGUUAGUACCACUAGACGUCAAACCUCAUCGCGGAAGAAAGCUCGAGGAAAAAGUAAAAGUAGAACCGUUAAAAGAACAACGAAAACGCAGCAACGAUCGAGCACGAAGAACAAAAAUCGUAACCAGAAGCGACCGGUGCCGCAGCCUAAUCUACCAAAAUCGUGGACACCGAGCAAGAGAAACUUGGCUGACGAACCACUGUCGAAAGUGAAGAAAAUUUGAUUUUUAUAUACACAUUUUUCUAGGUGUGUGUGUG